UGGCGUUCGUUAGAUAUUCAGCCGACAUGCGACGAGGUGAGCGUUGGUGUUAUGCUGUAUCUGCUCCAACUUACAAACCUGGGUGUAAAAAUGUAAGUUGAGAUUAUAUACUUACUCGGGCAAAUAUAGUAUUGAUCGGUGGAAGAAAUAAGAUAUAUUUUGACGGGGCUUUGCCUAUUCAGAAACACGAGACGCGUCUUAGCCGGAUGGAAAAGUCGAGGUAUAAGCUCGAGAUUUACUAUGCUGGAACUAAAGACAGCCUAGAAAAGAUAGACGACUCGAACAAUGUCCUGAUGAACGAUCCUCUACGGGUGUUAAAGAUUCGAAAUUUACCCACUCCUUUCAAAGCCUUACCCGAGAAUUCGUUUAUGGUAGCAUCGGUUUUUGAAGAUCUGAAAGGUCGAUGGAACAAAGAAGCUAUCGCACAGCUAGUCCAUCAUGAACUUGGUCCUUUGUGUGAUGGAAUUGAGGGACCCAUAUGGUCCGAUAUCACGGUUAUGGUUGCUGGAGAGGCGGACGGUGGUUGUGCUGCUGCUUCCCAUCUUUUGGAUUGUGCAGUGCUAACAAAUGAUUCGGAUCUUUUGCUGUACGAUCUUGGAAGACACGGCUCCGUGAUAUUUUUGGAUUCUGUAGAGAUGAAGAAGCAGAAUACCCAGGUUCCAACAGCGGCAGAAAUUAGGGCCAUGAGUCUAUGUCCUAGUCUUCUGUCAAGUCGACUAGGAAUCUCGGACAUCAAGCGGUUUGCUUACGAAUUGAAAAAGAACCCCCGAGAAAGCCUAGCAGUUUUGCUGCAGAGGUCAAAACACCCAGCUUCUAUAGUCAAUGCGAACCCCGCCUACCGCCAUUUUCUAAAGGAGUAUCAACUUGACGCAGAGAAGCAGGACAUAAUGCUUCUAGAGCAAGAGCAGCCGCAGACGCUUGACAACAGAGUAUCCGAGAUUUUCUGGCAAUUCAAAGCCUUUGAUGGAUCAUCCGAGCAUAUGCCACGCAUGUAUCUUCCAAUCAUCAAUGAAGACCCUUCUCGAAAAUGUGCAUGGGAAGAUGGUCGAUCAUAUAGGACCAUCGGAUAUUCUCUGCUGAAUGCAUCUCGCCAAGCCAAUGCAAGGUUCAGCUCAGUCGACGAAUACACACGAAAAGGCGCGAGAAUUGUGCCAAGCAGGAUCGCCUUGCUUGACGAGCAUCAAGUUGAACUUGAGCUGAUAGCUUUCUCAAUGCGCGUGGACACGAUCAAAAGGGUACACCUUGGUAAUACAACCUCUGUACAGUUCUGGAGAAGUUUUGCGCUUGCGGAAAUAUACGGGCAGGCAAUUAACAAAGCCAAAAACCCUCGCCCUGCACAGCUGAAGCAAUUUAUCCGUGAAGGCUACCUGGAAGAAGAGUUGGACUGGCCAAGCGUUCAUUUAUCAGCACGCGUACAGGCCAUUUUUUAUUCUCUAAGAAUUCUCAAGCAGCUCCUCGGUGUCAUAAAGAUAGACCAAACGGUUAUGAAUGUGGCAGCGUCCACACUUGCAGGCCUUCCGCCACUACAUCUCUUGAUGAUGUCGAGGCGCGAGAUGGCCCAAAGAUAUACAAGCUGCUCAACGGAUUACGAAGAUUUCUUCCAUCAAAUUCUCGAUUCGAGCUCAGAAUCCGAAGACCCGCAGCAAACCCAAAUAUUCAAUCAGCUUCAAGGGAAUGCUGAGAAGGCUAUUGAGCAUCGUCUCGGGGACGGUACUGGUUCGAGAUCCAGUAACAUAUAUGACAUCCUGAUGGAGUAUUGAGAUAUCAUUCGAGAGCAGUCAAAGCAAUGAAUAAGACCUA
Molecule: messenger RNA, 1800 nt
Organism: Penicilliopsis zonata CBS 506.65
Lineage: Eukaryota; Fungi; Ascomycota; Eurotiomycetes; Eurotiales; Aspergillaceae
Exons: 1
Coding region: 207-1760 (517 amino acids)
Source: RefSeq, a predicted model, not a curated record